Messenger RNA from Hippocampus comes (tiger tail seahorse), 2705 nucleotides. RefSeq names its product interleukin 12 receptor subunit beta 1 (gene il12rb1). Gene Ontology annotation, molecular function: protein binding. The transcript has 15 exons. The record is from RefSeq and is a predicted model, not a curated record. Lineage: Eukaryota; Metazoa; Chordata; Actinopteri; Syngnathiformes; Syngnathidae. Bases 561 to 2474 code for a protein of 637 amino acids.
AUCUAUCUUAUCAAGCUUCAAACCAACAAGAUGUCUUCAUUAAAAUAACUUCUUUUAAUGACUAAAAAGUUUUCUCUGUUGUCCUGACUGAUUUACCAACCUACAUUGACAGUGACACUAACCAAUAUUUCCGGUUGUUGAGGAAAGCUUUUAAGGUGAGCAAACAAAAGUUGUUCAAAAUACUGAAAAAAAACCCCCAAGUGUCCACUUUCUUUGUGAAAGUGUGUCUGCCUGCAUGCUUGUGUGGGUGGUGUCACAAACACAUAUGGAAGUUGCCAGCAUAGCACACAAACGGUGCCUUUUUGAGAAGGUAUUGGUCUGCUGACACGUGUGGGUUUCGUCUGCACCUCGCUGAACCUCACAGACCUGAAACCUGUGACAUUUCUGAGAAAUAGAUCUGGGUUAUGUGAAAGCAGGUUAAAUGGCACACCUCUUUCAUGCACCCGCAGAGACACACACACACACACACACACACACACACACACACACACACACACACACACACACACACACGCAGACACACACACACGAGAAAUGCUUCCUGAAGCUAAUUGGAACUGAUGGAAAUUUUGCGCUUGAUUUUACUCCUCCGAUACAUUGCUGCAUUGCAUAUGUUCACUGCGGGUUCCAGCAAUGAAUGCGAGGCUCCGUCAAGUCCUCAGUGCUUCAGAAGAAACAACGAGUCAAAUGUUUACGACUGUGAAUGGAGCAUGAAAACAACACAUAGAGAUGUGACAUUUGUCCUCCACUUGGGUGACAUAACAUUUGAGAGCAUUCGAGAGACGCACGCUCAGAUCCCUGAAGAAAGGCUCAUCAAAUAUCGACGUAUUGACAUUUGGGUGGAAGCAGACAAAGGAGACUCUGUUUGCAAGUCAACCAAAACCUCUCUUGUACUCAAUGAAACAGUUAAAUUUGAAGUACCACAAGACAUUUCAGUAGCCUGGUUUCAAAACCAGCUCAACGUGACCUGGAAAGCUGCAGAGAAAUACCCGGCCUUCGCUGAGGUCUGGUUUCGAAUAGAUGAAACCAAACCAUGGGAAAAGAGACUGAACACCACAGAGUUCAGGCACAGUCAGAUGGCAUACCACUUAGCUGUUGAGAACCUGCAGAAGCAUACAUCCUACCAGGUUAAGCUCAGACAUCGGACCAAAGUGACUCGCAACCCGCUGUGGAGCGAAUGGUCUCCACUCGUGAUUGUUCCUGCAGCGCUUGAAGAUAAGCUGGAGGUUAAUGUGACAUUGGAACACUUAGAAGGUGCGCGGAAGGUUACGCUCAUGUGGAAGCCAGUUCAUCAUGAAGCAGCAGUAACUGGAGUGACAUACAUCCUGAAGGACACGCAAUCUUCCGGAGGAUGCCCGUGUAAGAAGAAGACAACCCAUCUCACCGACAGGACUGAAUAUACAGGCUAUAUUUCCUACUCUCCGGUCAACUUCUCCAUGAUUGCCACAAACAAAGCAGGCUCCUCUCCCACAGCCAUCAUACAUGUACCAGCUGAACCCGCUCCCAAUUUAAAAGCUUGUAAUAAAACAUUACUGGAUGAAAAACUGAACAAGACCAACUGCCUCGAAUGGUACAGGCUUCAAGAUGGAGACUUGAGGCUAGUGGCAAGGAAGACUAAAAGAGACAUGAACGCCUUUAGAAAAAGUAUCAAGGACUAUGUGGGUUACAUUUACUUUGAGCACCUGUGCAUUAACGAGAGGCCAAAGACAGUUCAAAUGUGCCUCUAUUAUAAAAAAGAAAAUGUUCCAAAAAUAGCUCCCCAAGACUUGUUGGCCUUCAAUGAAACACAUAGUUCCGUCACACUGUCUUGGAAUGCCAUUCCCACAGAGGACAGGCGAGGUGUCCUCACACACUACAAUGUGUGCAGUGUGCAAUUAAGUUCUAAUGAUGAGCACAAACCAGAAUGUCACCGUGUUCCAGCUUCGGUGGCCAUAUACCGUCUGGAAAAUUUGAUGCCAGUAACAAAAUACAACAUCACUGUAGCUGGAGUGACAAGCGCUGGAGAAGGUCCAAAGGCCACAGUAACUCUCAACACGCAGCUAAUUAAUCCGAUGACAGAAUGGUUGACAUUUGGCUUGGUUAUGGCAUUCCUGUUUAUCUUUCUUUUAAUGGUGUGCUCGUGUAUCUGGAAAAGAAUGAAAAAGAAGAUACUUCCUCCACUACCAAAGCCUCCUAUUUUGGAGUUUGCCUCUCAGCAAACAAUGAAUCCGGAAAUGCUGGAGGAGAAGGAGGAGGUGGUGACCCUGCAGCAAUUGCACCCAAAGGAUCCAGUGGAGACCACCAUGCCGUUAAACAUUGAUAUCGAGAGGCCAAGAGUGUCUGAUGGGAGGAGGGACGAUGCUCUGAGCCCUUCUUCUAUUCAGCAAGCACUGAGGGGUUCCAAAGAGGAGGAAAUGCCAGAUCAGGAAGAAGAACAGAUGCUUGCCUUGCUGCUCUACAGAAACAGAUUGGUCUUUGAUAUGAACACAGACUAGUGUUAAAUUGCUGAAUAAGCGACGUUCUGUUUUUUUUACACUGAUAUAAUGUUCAUUAGCUCCAGAAGUUUUCAAUCAUUGUCUUAUUUGCCUUUAGUGUAUGUGUCACACCACCUCAUUUUCUAACCACAGAACCCCGUCAAAAAUCAAAUAUGUCGGGACCAAGAAGAGGUGGAGCCAUUUGUCACUGUUCUGUAUAUUUUGAAUAAAUACUUGAGUGGAAUCAAUCAA